GCGGAUAGAGGAGAGUGCGCGAACCCAAAGACUCCACUUUUACGCAUCAGUGCUCCAUGUAGGUGCUGGUGGAGACCCGAGGUGUUGUGCGGUGGUUUCUCUUUCGUCGCCACGAAGGCCAUGUUGCUCUUGGAUUUAAUAUAACCAACGACACCUGUGCCUGUAUUAUUCACACUUCAAUUUAAAACGUCACCCAGAGCGAGGGAUACACCAGCAGAGAGAGAGAGUGUGUGUGUGCGGGUGUGAGUGUGUGUGUGUGUGUGUGCGCGCGCGCAUUUGGAGCAAGUGGAUCCAAGUGUCCAGAGGAAGUUUCCGUCAUGGGAGCACAUGGAUGGAUCUCAGCGCAUCUUGGGGUUCUUGUGUGUGGAUAUUUGGCGUUGUUCUCCGGCGUGAUUAUCUCCCAAGCUGAUGCGGGCUGUCGGGAGAGGGAGAGCCCAAACUGCUGCACCGGCCGAAAUAACGAAUGUUUCGAGUACACCAAGAGGAAAACAGUGUGCUACUGUGAUACCUACUGUCAGAAGACUAGAGACUGCUGCGAGGACUAUCAGCGUGUGUGUCAAAUAUCUGCAGCCAUUGACUGUGUGGUGGGAUCAUGGGGUCCCUGGUCACCGUGCACGUCUCCAUGUGGGGUCGGCAGCACGGAGAGAAGUCGCCAAGUGUCUGUCCCCCCUAGAAACGGAGGCACACCGUGUCCUGACCUCAAACAGAGACGAGGAUGCUUCGGAAACAACGCCAUAUGCAAUACUGCUAAAGAGGUGGCAAAGAUUCUGCCUGAUUCUUUCAAGAGGAACUUCAAGGACCCUUGGAGGCGACCACACAUGCUGAUGAAGGAGGAGAAGGCCAGUUAUUGUGUGAACCUGCGGAUAAAGCAGGCCAGUGCAGCGUGUAAACUCAAACUGUGGAGCGCCCAGCUGGUCAGAGAGAGACUGAUCUGUGCUGAGUGUCAGAGCGAUGCCAUGUCAAAAACAGACCGCUGUGGAGGGGACGGACUAGAGAGCACCAGAACGUUCUGGGCAGCAGCUUCGGUCCCCGGCUGUCAUGGCUCCUGGGUGCGAGAGUCAUCUUCCGAGGGCUGCCGCUGCCCCCUUUCCUCUGUGCUGUUUGUGUGAGCCGCCAUACAAACCCCCCACAUCCACCUGCAGGGACGAGGUUGCCCCUGACAACUCCUGCGAUACUGUGGGGAACCCUGCCAGCCAAGCCAGACCCCUCCAAUCCAGCCUCACUGGAUGGGUAACUCAAGGAGAUCAGCAGUGUCCGGCCACUUUUUCCUUUCACCUCAUACUCUGUACUGUAUACACUAUUGCUAAUAAGCACACAGAAAGUCUUGCAUUUAUCUUCAUAUUUUACAGCCACAUUGUGUACUUUCUUUUUUUCCUCCAAAGCACAGCAACGUCUAUAUGCCUUUUUACCUCUGAAUCUUUGCUAUCUACCUCCAUGAAUGCAACUGCAUUUGAUUAUGCAUAAUGUAUAAAUAUAUAAAUAUAUUAUUUUGCUUUAUACAUUUUCUACUUUUGAUUGUUUAUGUGUAAUGUAUAUGUGUCUAUAUAGCUAUACGUAUUUGUAUCCACCAGCAUUAACACCAAGCAGCACUGGCUGCACCGAGUCUAAGGCCUAAUCCACAGGGUGCUAAUUCACCAGCAGGUUGGAGGUACUAAAACUGGUUUACCCAAAUUGUAUCCCGAGCUAGAAUCCAUCAUUCAUCAUCUCUGUGUCUUGCAGUUUUGUAUGAAUUAACUUUUACACACAGGUGUUUCAGUGAAAAACAUCACCAGCAAGUCAAGUUAAAUAGCAGGUGUUAUCCAAUCAAUUCUCAGGUGUUUAGAUCGAUGUCUUUGUCUCCCAUUGAGAUUCUGCUGGCAUGUCUGCGUCCGCCGAUGGUCAGUCACUGAUUUUCUGUGGUGAAGUAGCCUAUAAAGUGGCGUAGCUGAAAUCUAGCCAGUCUUUUUUAGCGUGAUAUUGUAGGAGACGAAAAAGAGCCAUUUAAUUCAGUUUAAAUGUGGUUCUCUCUGUCCUGCAUGUCGUGCAGUCGUGCUCUGAUUUUGUUUUUGUUUGCCCCGCCCCUUAAAAAUCCUGUUACCUCCACAAGGGAAUUUUAUCAGCACAGCAUCAUCUGAUAUAACUCACAGCUCUGUGCCAUUGCCAGGCCAAACAGCCAUUUCACUCCCAUUCCUUAUUAACAGAAUCUCCUCCCUGCACUCCCCAAAGCCUCUUGGACACAUAGAUGAGUCCUUCUGACCUGCACUUCUUUUUCUUAACCUGGCUUUCCUCCUCUUUUCUGCUGUGACUGUGAGUCUUUCCAGCAGAUAGUGCAGAUUAACCACAGUGGAAUAUUCUUCACUAGUGAUUACAAGUCACUCAACUGGCAACAAAAUGCCUUCCCACAUUUCUGGCACUGCUGGUAUGAGUGCAGUCCAGGAAAGGAGGCUUUUCCUCUCUGGAAAACCUGUGACCUUCUCUCCCAAGUCGUUGUCUGUGUUUGUGUGUUUAUUUAUUUUAAAAACAAGUGAUGAUUUUAAUAGUGCAGCACAGCAUACUCUUGUACACUGUCCAUUAGUGAAAAUAAACAAAUAUU
Myripristis murdjan (pinecone soldierfish) is the source of this 2572-nucleotide messenger RNA. Its product is annotated as somatomedin-B and thrombospondin type-1 domain-containing protein. Bases 318 to 1109 code for a protein of 263 amino acids. The transcript has 5 exons. The record is from RefSeq and is a predicted model, not a curated record. Lineage: Eukaryota; Metazoa; Chordata; Actinopteri; Holocentriformes; Holocentridae.